AUGGGGGCAUAUAUUGCCAAGAUGCUCUUGCCCAUGAUCAGCAGUCUGGUGUUUUUGCCUCUGACCAGCAUAGCCACCAAGAGGGGAUUUCACAUGGAGGCUAUGGUCUACUUCUUUACCAUGUUCUUCACAACGAUCUACCAUGCCUGUGAUGGACCGGGCCUGUCCAUCCUAUGCUUCAUGAAAUACGAAAUCCUAGAGUACUUCACCGUUUACGGCACAGCCAUCUCCAUGUGGGUCACUCUGCUAGCACUGGGUGACUUUGAUGAGCCUAAGCGCUCCACGCUGAACAUGUUUGGAGUCCUGACGACGGCGGUGAGGAUAUACCAGGACCGCCUUGGCUACGGCAUAUACUCAGGCCCCAUAGGAACAGCUGUGCUCAUGAUCACAGUCAAAUGGUUGCAGAAGAUGAAGGAAAAGAAGGGCCUGUACCCAGAGAAGAGUGUUUACACGCAGCAAGUGGGCCCAGGAUGCUGUUUUGGGGCUCUUGCUCUGAUGCUGCGCUUCUACUUUGAGGAAUGGGACUACGCCUACGUCCAUAGUUUCUACCACCUGUCGCUUGCCGUGUCGUUUGUGCUUCUGCUGCCGAAGAAGAAUCGCUACGCGGGAACGGGACGCAACGUCGCCAAACUCAACUGCUACACCCUCUGCUGCUGUGUAUGACACACCUCCUUAUCUUAGCAAAGCUGUAGAGGUACCCCAUCCCGGC
Messenger RNA from Alosa sapidissima (American shad), 709 nucleotides. RefSeq names its product myomaker, myoblast fusion factor (gene mymk). Bases 1 to 663 code for a protein of 220 amino acids. The transcript has 6 exons. NCBI's taxonomy places the organism in Eukaryota, Metazoa, Chordata, Actinopteri, Clupeiformes, Clupeidae. The record is from RefSeq and is a predicted model, not a curated record. Gene Ontology annotation, cellular component: plasma membrane.